Molecule: messenger RNA, 2197 nt
Organism: Salvelinus sp. IW2-2015
Lineage: Eukaryota; Metazoa; Chordata; Actinopteri; Salmoniformes; Salmonidae
Source: RefSeq, a predicted model, not a curated record
UCUCCCUCUCUUCUUCCUGUUGCCUUCUACGUUUCUAGAACCUAUUCUAUUUUCUCUCUCCCGUCUAUCGCCCCAUUCCUUGCCCCUCCCCUGGCUUUUAUACUAUUUCGCGGCAAUCUCUUUAAAUUCAGUAUCCCACUCUAAAAAAAAUAAGCUGUUUUAACUCUUGAUUUCUUUGGCUUAUCGGAAAUGAUGAUGUCGAGGCAAUACCCCAUCUGAAAUGCCAUCCAGUGCGUCUCUGGACGCCUGAAGCAGCACAUAGAUUUGGUAAAGGCAAUUUUCUGUUAUUUUCUCUAGUAUUGAGAGGGGACAGAGGGUUUGUAGCCCGCUGUGAUAUACGCCAAUACAGUCCCGUGGUCACUGGUCUUAACUAAUUAUUGAAUGGUCUUAACCUGAGAAUCAAUAGUUGAUCUACAGUUUGCUUUCAACGUCCAGCUCCACAGGGAACUGUCACAGAUGUCGCAAGAGGGACUCUCCCAUUCAAUUCACUCCUGGAGAAUAGUCCUGAUGGUGUCAGGGACCGGGUGGAUUCUCUUCUGCCUCUUUCUACUGGGGGAGAGAACAGCACUUGACUGUGGGGAACUGCAGUGCUCUCUGUCUCCAGCGGGGGAGCUUCACCCCGUGCAGGGGCUGUUGGAGCGCUUUGAGGCCGGCCCGGGCUGUGCAGCGAGAGAGAGCGGGGAGAAAGAGACCCAUGUGAUCGCUGUGGGGAGAGGGACACGCAGCCCUGACAAACAGGUGACUGUGCUCCUGAGACCCCUGUCUCUGUCUCACCCCCCGUCAAACCCUCAUCCUGGUUCUGAGCUCCAAGCUACCAGUGCGCUGGUGGCUGGAGGCUGGAGGCUGAGAGACUACCCCCGGAUCUGCUGGUGCAGUGUCCCCCCUUUGCCCCAGGUCUCUCCUAACUCUACAGUGCAGCCCUACAGUCUGGCAGUGCAGGUGCAGCCUGUGCCCUCUCUGCCUUUCCGUCCGCGGGCUUUGCUGCGCUGGGCAAUACAUCGCCAUGGCUCCUUGUCCUCCCUCACACACACAGCCAGUGCCAACCGCGUCUACGUCCGUGUGGGCGAGGAUACCACCAUGYCCAGCGUGUGCCAGCUGCAGUCUCUGUUCCUGUCACACAACUACCUGACSUCUGACCUGCAGCCACAGGAAGUACAGGGCUGUUCUCCAGUUGGCGGAGGCGACCCAGAAGUGCAUGUCAUCAAGCUCCGUUCAGCAGGGUCAGGGCUUUGUGGCUCUCUGCAGGUGGAGGUGACUAUUUCUCUGGUGCCCCCAGUGGCCAAUGCUGGGUGGCACAAGUUGGUGCUGAUCYUCAGUAGUGCCGUUCCAGUCAACUGGGCUCUCACAGUCCCAGGGCUCCGGGGACACAUCUCUGUCUAUUCCUCCAACAGCGUGUCCCCACUCUACCCUCCAGAGCCUGACCUGACACUGACUAGCUUGCUCACCUCUGACCUCUCUACCACCCAUGACCUUUUGAGCUGGGCCAAUCAGAGUGGCUUUCCCAAAGUGGCCUCAUACACWGAGGCUGACCUGGCCAAUCACUUUGUGAUCAGACUGGCUGGGGGAGGGACAGGUCAGGACCUGUGUGUGUCUCUUGUGUCCCUCAUUGUCACACCUCUUUCUCUCCCUUCCCACAGAAAGUGGCCCCCCCUGUGCGUAUGCUGGAUGGCAGGCCCCCUUGGGUCCAGGAGCGCAGGCUGAGACAGUGGCUGAGUGAGGGAGGUGGAAGGACCAGUGGGGGCUGGGAGGSCGUCAGUGUGCAGUGUCAGGAGGGACGACUCAACGUGGCCGUGGACAGACACAUUCUGCAGACCCUGUCUCUCCUGAUGUCGGAGGUGACACUGCGGGAUCCUCAGUGCCUGGCCCAGUACAACAGCAGCAAUUUCUUGUUGGCAUUCCCGGUCAUUUCCUGUGGGACUGAAGGGCUGYUGCAGGGAGAGCCCAGAGGGGUGCAGUACAACAACGCGGUAAGAGAGGUGGUUUUAAGGGGUAAAAUAUCUGCAGAGAACAUUUUAACAUGUUUUGUGAAAUGUUUCUGCAAUGUUUGUGUCUCACCAUGUUUUGCAAUGUUUUUGUCUCACYAAAAUGGAGUCCAAAAUGGUAAUUGAACCAUGCGUGCAGACGUUUACAAGUGAUUCUGUGCUAAACACAGUCAGCAGAAAGAGAAAGAGCUGUGUAAUAGAGGCGUCCGGCAGCC